GGUUGUAAGGCGAACCGAAAGAAGGGGAAGGAUUAGAGGGCACAUGUGCUAGAUCAGUACCGGCAGAUAUUAUAAUAACGUCUGGUAGAUGCUAUGGAGGCCAAUACUAAUGGAUGCCCUUUAAGCAAAGAAGAUCAAAAAGUGAAGCGUCUCAAAACAUCACAAACAGAACUGGAGGAAUUUGAUGCAGUAUUCAAAGAUUUGGUGGAUGGACUGGUGAACCAGGGGAGACAACACAAGGAAAUAUCAGCCACAGUUGAUUGGUUUAAAGAGGUAUGCCUGUACAACGUACCAUUUGGAAAGAAGACUCGUGGCCUCUCUGUGGUGAUGACUUAUAAGAGGAUUAAUACCAAUGCAACAGAGAGCGAGCUCCGGCAGGCUAGGAUACUUGGCUGGUGUAUAGAAUGGCUGCAGGCCUUUUUCCUUGUGGCUGAUGAUGUGAUGGAUAAGUCAAUUACUCGGCGAGGAAAACCGUGCUGGUACAAAAAGAAAGAUGUUGGGUUGGUCGCUGUCAAUGAUGCUUUUUACUUGGAAACCUGUGUUUAUGCAAUCUUGAGAAAACACUUUAAACAAGAAGACUACUACACAGAUAUUGUCGACUUAUUUCAUGAGACAACAAUGCAAACUGUCACGGGUCAGUGCUUGGAUCUAAUAACCUCCCCCGAGACCCGUAUUAACUUUGAUGAGUUAACUAUGGAGAGAUAUACAGCUAUCGCUAAGUGGAAGACAGCAUUUUACUCCUUUUAUCUCCCUGUUGCCCUGGCCAUGUAUAUGGCUGGAAUCAAAGACACAGUCACACAUGAGGCUGCCAAGGCCAUUUUAUUGAAAAUGGGAAUAUUUUAUCAAAUUCAGGAUGACUACCUGGAUUGUUUUGGUGACCCAAAGGUCAUGGGUAAGAUUGGAACUGACAUCCAGGACAACAAAUGUAGCUGGUUAAUUCUACAAGCUCUCUCCAAGGUUACACAACAGCAACGACAGAUCUUAGAGGAGAACUAUGGACAAGCUGAGGAGGAGAAAGUGUUAAAUGUGAAGGCUGUGUACAAAGCCUUGGACUUAGAGCAGGUUUACCGUGACUAUGAGGAGGAGAGUUACAGAGAACUCAACAAAGACAUCCAGUCAUUCCAGGGCCAGCUCCCUAAGGAUGUCUUUACUGACUUCGCUAACAAAAUCUACAAAAGGAACAAGUGACAUCACAGCUGGGUAAUCUCUACAAUGCACAAAGUAACGUGUUAUACAAUGGAAUAGUAUGGAAUCAAGUGAGGAGUCCUAUUUGAUAAGACAAGUGAUAAUUAUAUAUAUAUGUAAGUUGUUGAAAUAUAGAAUUAUGGUUAUUUUUCUUAAUGCUGAUAUUACUGGAGACAUGUAAAUGCUGUCAGUGAAAAAAAUACCUAAUUUUUAUAUAUCAGAAAGAUUGAAUUCACCUAGUUGAGAUAAUUCAAAAUAAUUGUAUGGAGUAAUACUCUAUGUCACAAUCGCCUUUUAUUUACAUUUUAGUCUGAUAAUUGUAUUGCCAUUCUCAUAAUGACGUGAUAUGUAUCCCUGAUAAUACAUGUACUAGCUUCAGUAUACUCUACCACUUGGAUUGAGAGAUCUUCUCUGUAGCUCCAUCUAUAGUUAUUGCGUAAGACUACACAUAGCUAGUAAGCCAGAGGUCCUUGGUUCAAUCUUAGUUGAAGCAUUGACAUCUUGUCUAUUGUUACAUUAGCGUACA
Molecule: messenger RNA, 1711 nt
Organism: Pecten maximus
Lineage: Eukaryota; Metazoa; Mollusca; Bivalvia; Pectinida; Pectinidae
Product: farnesyl pyrophosphate synthase-like
Exons: 9
Coding region: 94-1188 (364 amino acids)
Biological process (GO): trans, trans-farnesyl diphosphate biosynthetic process
Cellular component (GO): cytoplasm
Molecular function (GO): dimethylallyltranstransferase activity; (2E,6E)-farnesyl diphosphate synthase activity
Source: RefSeq, a predicted model, not a curated record